Messenger RNA from Theobroma cacao (cacao), 757 nucleotides. Its product is annotated as cell number regulator 2-like. NCBI's taxonomy places the organism in Eukaryota, Viridiplantae, Streptophyta, Magnoliopsida, Malvales, Malvaceae. The record is from RefSeq and is a predicted model, not a curated record.
UAUCAUAUCAGCAUAUGUGGCGAAGACAAUUACCGACCUUUGAAGAUUUUCUUGCUGCAAAGAUUCAACAAUGGCCAGCCUUCCAGUGAACUCAAUCAACUCCAAGCCUGGCCAAGUAACCCCUUGGUCCACGGGUCUUUUCGACUGCUUCUCUGAUUCUUUCCUCUGCUGCAAGACAUGCAUUUGCCCAUGUAUUACUUUUGGCCAGAACUCAGAGAUUAUAGACGAAGGCUCAUCCUCUUGUGCUCUAAAUGCUGUUCUCUAUGUGAUAAUGCAUCACUUUCUUGGUUGUGCGUUGUCGUGUCUGUACGGAUGCUACUACCGUAAAAAAUUCAGGCACCAGUAUGGGUUGGAACCAAGCCCUUGUCCUGAUAUCUGUGUUCACUGCUUCUGCCACUACUGUGCCUUGUGUCAAGAGCAGCGCGAGAUCAGAAACCAGGGAUACGACAUGAUAAUUGGAUGGCGAGCAAACGUAGAGAGACAGAAACGCGGCGUAACAAUGGCUCCCAUGGCGGAAGGAGGGAUGAAACGAUGAGAAAAUAUAGUGGAAAUUAUUUCUAUUUUCUAGCAUUUGCUGUUAUGUAUGGUUUACUUUAUGCAGAACGAUCUCUUGCUCCCUCCCGUCUUGAGGACAUUACGGGGCUUAAGAGAUGUGUGCUUCUUUGGUUUGCUCUUGCGUCUCUGUUGUUUUGGACUUGUGUUUCUCAUUUGUUAGGACGAUGGACAAAUGCAUAAAUAAACACCCUAUAUUUUUUCA